Messenger RNA from Drosophila santomea, 497 nucleotides. RefSeq lists its product as uncharacterized. The record is from RefSeq and is a predicted model, not a curated record. Gene Ontology annotation, molecular function: serine-type endopeptidase inhibitor activity. The transcript is spliced from 2 exons. NCBI's taxonomy places the organism in Eukaryota, Metazoa, Arthropoda, Insecta, Diptera, Drosophilidae. The coding region runs from base 112 to 363 and encodes 83 amino acids.
UUGGCAGACGCAUUUACAUUUAACACGUGAAACUAAUUUUAUUAUUUUAUUUUAUUUAUGGUCUUUUAAAAAGUCCACCCAUUUGAUCAGAGUUUUUAUUUUUUUUUACCAAUGAGUUCGUUUUGCGUUUCUUUCUUACUAAUAACCCUUUUAGGGGUUGUGAUGACCUAUAAGGAUCUUUCGUACAAGUGCAAACUGAACCCUAGAUCUUAUGGAUUUUGUAAAAUCCAGGCUCGAGGAUUUUCUUAUGAUCGUUAUAGGAAAUUAUGCCAUCGAAAUGUUCUUCGGUGUAUGGGAACGGAUAAUUUUUUCUUUGACCAAGAGUCCUGCGAAGAAGCAUGCUUAAAGCCAAAAACUAUUUAACACAAAUGUUUUGUGCAUACUUCAAAGAUUUAAAGGUAAUAAUGAAUAAAGAAUAAAUGAAUUACAAAUACAUACAAAUUGGUGUUAAAUAAAAAUGUAGAAAUAAAAUCGACAAUACAGUCUCUCAAUAUUAA